UUCUUUCAAAAGUAUUACUUGGAGAAAAACUACAAAAUAUUCGACAAUGUCAGAUUCGAGAAAACGUAAAUUACUUUCUUCAUGCAUUGUCAACUCGCGUGAUUCCAUUUUUAAUUCCUUUUAUGAUGGACAUCACAGCAAGUUCACUGAAAGUAACUUUAUAUUUGAAGCCGAUUAUAGGUUACAAUCUGCUCAAAAGUAUAUUUCGUUCCCUGGAAAGCAUCAAGUUGAAUUUCCAGUUCAAACACUUCAGCCAAAAGUUCAAACCAUUCAAAAGGUGCCACUUAAAGAAUUACCUCGUGCCGUUAGAAUCGAUCGUCUACGACGUCAGUAUUCAAAAUUACGAAUCUCUGAACUUCUUGAGAAAGCAGGAAUUUUAAGCGAGAAUCUAUUCAAUCCCGAAGAUAUCCAGGAAAAAUCGCACAUAGAUGCAUUUUUCGAGAAUAUAAGAAUCAGCCUACACUUUUUCGAUGAAGAUAGUUUUGAUACAAACACAAGCAUUGGGUGGCUCAACAGGGGGCUAAUUGACGGUGUGAGACAUCCUAUGCCAGCAUGGGCCUUCAUCAGGACCUCAAGUGGAGUUUAUUCAUGGGAAAUGGUAGCAGUUUACACCUAUGAUUUGGAUUCUCUGCUAUUCAAUAUAAUCGAUUUAAAAGAGGCUCAAAUGCACAAAAUAUAUAGAAUAUAUUUAAUGUUCAUGGCUGAAAAUCCAUAUUGUUUUUUAGAACGAAUCAAAUCAGCACUUUUACAACGAAGUGUUUUCGAAUCCAACGUGAGAUAUCAAACACUUUUAGAUUGUGCGUUGUUCGAUAGAACCCCAAAAAUGGAUCAAUCAUUACUGUUUAAUCAAAUACUUAAACUGUCUUUUGUUAAUGAUGUCUCAUUUGAAGAUCCAAUUUGCCAAAGUAUCUGCGACGAAAUACGAAUUCAAUAUCAGCGUGUUAUGGUGUCUUUCGAACUUCAGGCGUUUUUACGUAAUCAUUCUAUAGAAUUUCCAUCCGUUGGAGUAUUUCAAACAAAACCAAAACUUUAUGUAGAUCAACCGCACAUAUCAACAACAGAUGAGAUAAAGAAUUUAACGAAAUGUCUCCGUGGACUUACCCUCUUCUACACUAGCGAAUCCAUACAAGCCAUGAUGAGUGCAGUAGUAGAGUGUAUGCGAAUAGAAUCGUUUUCGCUAUUUACGUAUCUCCUUAUGAAGUCGGUUUCUCUAUCGGAAUUCGUAAGUAUUCAGGAGGGCAACUCCUCAACCACAAUCAAUUAUUUAAAAUAUUCUUGGCCGGAAAACCUCUCAGCUAAGAUUUGCAUCCGCCUUCGGAGCAUAGGCAAGGGUUGGCUUGAUCUUUCAGUCUCCGAUUGGAACGUCUUUAAGGUUGCUAAAAUCUUCAGAUUCUUUCUUCAGACAAAAUUUCGAAUGCAAGAAGCCCUUCAAAUUCUCUUGGAAAAAUCUAUAACGAGUUACAGUCAUUUGCUUAAUAAUCCUUGCUUGGAUUUUUUGGAUAUUCAAAGUGAUUAUGUCUGGACCAAUGAUCUGCUAAAAACUCCAUUUAACAGAUUGAAUCUGCCUCCUGUUUUUAGGAUAGUUUUACAAGUAAAUUGCAACGGUCCCUUCUACUCAACUGAUCCCACUGAAUUUGAGCCUACAGUAACGAAACUUCUAUAUACAACACUAAUGUCAACUUGUGGCAUUCGAAUAAUUGAACCGGACAGCUUACUUAACUUGUCUUUUGACAAAAAUCUGUAUAUCUACACCGUGGAAUUAAUUGAAAACAUGUACAUAGAGCAUGUCAAUCGCCUUCAUGCCUCUUAUUCGAAGGCAGUAAUCCCGCUAAAUGCGUACUUGCAGAAAUACGAAUGUUUUGUAGAAUUCCACGAAAUGGUAGUCGAUGAGUACAUUCAAGAAUUUGCACAGUCAGAAAAGUCUUCCCAAGAAUUCAGAAGUGAAAUCAUAUGGCAGAAGGAGCAAAAAGAAUACUUGAGGGCAAUUCUACCGGAGAGUAUUGUUAUUGGACCAUUUGAUAUAUACGUUGAACCCCUCAAGAAGUAUCUGGUCAAUAAAAGAAUUGAAAUCAUUCGUAAAUUAUUUUUAUAUUAUGUGGAACGUAUGUUAAAAAUAAAUGAAGACAUUCUGGAUCAAUUACUAGAAAUUGAUAGGAAAUUGAAUGAAAAACUACUUUCCAUUGAACAUCUCUUCGAAGUUAAAGAUUUCAUGCAACUUGUGCCGGAUAAGUUGAUAAUCUUGCGAGAACGUAUUCAAAUCAUGAUAAUUGAAUACAACAUUUUGGACUCAUUUUUCUAUAACCUCAGUGAUCAGCAGUUUGCCAUGAAAUGGGAAGCAUUUGGAUGGCCACACAAAAUAAUGAAACGUUUGAUUGUUAUGAAAGAAGAGCAUAAAAUUGAUAUUGAAGAAUUCAGGCGAAUACAAAUAAGGGAACUAGCUUCAUUUCAGGAACGAUUGGAGUCUCUGAAUGAGGAAAUUAUGACGUUCUCAUUGCAUUUUGACCAUGAAAAGGCUCUGGAGGUGGCCGUGGAGGCCAAAAAAACUUGGAAACUCAUAACCGAAUUACAAACCAUUGGCAAUCUUCUGAAACAAAGGCAAAUUCUUUUUGAAGACGAUGAACUAUCUUUGGAUUAUUUAGAAGGUAUAAUUGACAGCUUUAACCCUUACCGGAUAAUGUGGAAUGCAUGUUCAGAUUUUAUUAAACUUGAAGAAAUAACUAUUGGUAAUCCGAUAACUGCAAUUGAUUUAAAUGAUAUAAAACAAAACGUAGCUGAGUUAACCAGGAUUCUGGAAUCAUCUGUUGAAAUUUUUAACGAAAAACCAGAUACUCAAAAUAUUGCACUCGUAUAUUUAAACAAAAUUAAAGAAUUCCGUCCAAUUUAUGAAACAAUUGAAUGUAUUAAAAACGAAAAUUGGUUAUUAACACAUUGGCAAGAAUUUUCUCAUCGAUCUGGUAUUGAUAUAAAAUUCUCAAUUGCAAUGAAUUUUGGAUAUUGCAUUAAGAAGGGAAUUUUAGACCAUAGUUUGCUAGUCAAGGAAAUUGCCGCAAAAGCUGUACUUGAAGCUGGUAAUAUACGUAUGGCGAUGGAAGAAGAAGAGCGAUUACGAAAGGAAGCUGAACUGGCUUUACUCGAGAGGAAAAAGAACCGAAAAUGUCGCACUGAUAUAUUGUAAAAAAAAACUAUGAUAAAUAAAAUU
This is a messenger RNA of Eupeodes corollae, 3199 nucleotides long. RefSeq names its product dynein axonemal heavy chain 1 (gene sac). Gene Ontology annotation, molecular function: minus-end-directed microtubule motor activity; dynein intermediate chain binding; dynein light intermediate chain binding. The coding region runs from base 47 to 3175 and encodes 1042 amino acids. NCBI's taxonomy places the organism in Eukaryota, Metazoa, Arthropoda, Insecta, Diptera, Syrphidae. Gene Ontology annotation, cellular component: dynein complex. Gene Ontology annotation, biological process: microtubule-based movement. The transcript has 2 exons. The record is from RefSeq and is a predicted model, not a curated record.